GUUCAUUGAACUAAUGCAUGCGAAGAGAAAAAAUGUCUGGUACCAAUGCUCUCUAGCACUUGGUCAGAUAAUAGCGGCAGUCCAUCUCAGUACCAAGCCUCCAAGCAUUCAAAGAUUCCUAAGAAGAAAAAAAAUAACCUUAAUGAAACUCCCGGGUCAGCGUCAGCCACCAACAGCGUUGUGGAUCAGCACAAGGAAGAAAAAGAUCUGACAACAGCGGACAGGUUGGCGUGUUGGCAUGCAGUAGCCACGAUGGCUUUUCGUUCGAGAACAAGACAAACGGCGAGCGAGGAUGAGGAUGCAUGCGGGGGCGAGGCGAGCACCAUCGACUGUUGUGGAAGAAGCCUGAGGGAUCGACGAUUUUUCAUUCCAGAUUUGGCGGCUAGACCUGAAAAUUCAUCAUCACGAGAUGGGAUUUCCAGUAUUUGCCAUGUGCAAACGCAAACUGGGAAUUCGCUUAUCUCUCGUGCGUCAAGCAUCGCCCUUUAUCUCAUUCGACGGGAUACGAUUUUGAAGUCUAAUUUUCUGCUUUUUGGGAGACUAACAUCGCACCAAAGAACUGGCCAGGUCGAUGUGUGCGGAGCGGCGCGUUGUGCCGUGUCCGUUGCAUGA
Messenger RNA from Botrytis sinoallii, 612 nucleotides. RefSeq lists its product as uncharacterized. NCBI's taxonomy places the organism in Eukaryota, Fungi, Ascomycota, Leotiomycetes, Helotiales, Sclerotiniaceae. The transcript has 3 exons. The record is from RefSeq and is a predicted model, not a curated record. Bases 46 to 612 code for a protein of 188 amino acids.